Heterostelium album PN500 is the source of this 5418-nucleotide messenger RNA. RefSeq lists its product as uncharacterized. Lineage: Eukaryota; Evosea; Eumycetozoa; Acytosteliales; Acytosteliaceae. The transcript is spliced from 6 exons. The coding region runs from base 1 to 5418 and encodes 1805 amino acids. The record is from RefSeq and is a predicted model, not a curated record.
AUGAGUGUUAUCGUCGUUGAAUCAACCAAAUUUGUUAACUUACCAUCAAAAUUAUCUUUAAUUUUAGUUUGUAAUAACAACAAUAGCAUUAGAAAUGUAGUUUCUUCACAAUCCGUUGAAAUCUCGUCAUCAAAUGACAUUAACAAUAAUAAUAGUUCAUAUAAAAUAAAUAAUGAUAAUAAUAAUAAUAAUAAUAUUAUUGUUAUUGAUAAUUUAAAUAUUUCAUCAAAUUAUUCAUCUUUCGAUAUAACUUUAUCACCAUUACCAUCAUUGUCAUCAUCAAAUUCACUAGCAUUAAACCACUCAGAUUCCGACUCUGACUCAUUUUUUUCUGAAGAUGAGAAUAGUGAAGAUAGUGAAUUAAUUACAAUACUAAAAGAAAAUGUCAAAGGAAUUCAAUCGGUAGAUUGUGAGUCCAUAACUUCCAGAACUUCUUGUGAUUUGUUUGCUCCGAUGUGUAGCUAUAUUACUUUCACCAGUUGCUGUGGUGAACUUCGUGGCUAUUGUUGUUUCAAUGGAUUGCAUUGCCAGAUGUUAAAUGGUGUUCCAACAUGUGUGCCGUCGUCUUGUAGCAACUUUCAGUGUCUGGGUGCAUUCCACUGUGUUAUGAUAGGUCAAAGUCCAACUUGUGUUCCAAAUCAAGCAUAUAAUCCACCACCUCCACAACAACAACAACAUUACAAUAAUCAACCUACACAAUUAACAUGCCAACUUCUUCAUUGUUUAAUGAACUUUCAAUGUGUAAUGUUAAAUGGAGUACCUACUUGUGUUCCACAAUAUCAACAGCAACAAUAUCAACAACCACAAUAUCAGCAACCACAAUAUCAGCAACCACAAUAUCAGCAACAACAAUAUCAGCAACCACAAUAUCAGCAACCACAAUAUCAACAACCACAAUAUCAGCAACCUACUCAAGUAAAUUGUCAAACUUUACAUUGUUUAAAUAACUAUCAGUGUAUAAUGAUAAAUGGUGUACCUACUUGUGUUCCACAACAGCAACCGCAACAACAACCACAAUACAUUCCAAAUUUUGUUAUAACACCACAACCCCGACCACCUGUUACUUAUCCACCACCUAUUUAUAUUCCACCGCAGUCAACACCAAUUCCUACACAAUAUGCACCAUCAACACCAUAUCCUACUCCCCCGGAAGCUACACAUCCACCUCAGUUGGUAAACGGUCGUUUUAAUUUCGACUUACUAAAGGCAUGCGACAAGGUUUGUCCAACAAACUUUUUUUGUAGGGAGAUUAUGGGUUUUCCAACGUGUAUUGCUAUUGGAAAUAAUAUUCAUUUACAGUCGAUAUCUACAUGUCAGAACUCACUAUGUCCAACUGAUAUACCGACUAUCUGUCUCAACUAUAGUCUUCCAACAUGUGUUCCCAUCAAUGAGCCUUUUCCACCAGUCGCACCAAUUGGACUCAAAUGUGGUUCAGGAUAUUGUCAUCCAUCUGACCGAUGUUAUAAUUGGCCUAGUUACUCUGGAUGUGUUCCAAGAACAAUGAACUGUGAAGAAUAUCAAUACCCAGAGUGCCAGCAGAAUUCACCCGUAUGUCAAUGGACCUACAUGAAAGAUUGUUGUGGAAAAACUAAAUUCUAUUGUGCCAACAACAUGGCAUCAAGUGGCGGUUGUAGUUCGGAAUACUAUUGUGCAACUAUGCCAAACAAUCAGACCUACAAGGUAAUCACCAAUUGUAAGCCAUUGGAAGCACACGUAUUCAGAGUACCUUAUAAGAAAUGUGAAGAAAAUACAUGUCCACCUGGUUACGCUUGUUCAUUACAAAAAGGAGAGAGCGAUUGUAUUGAUACCUGUUGUCCAUUGGUACCUAGGUGCAUUGAGCUGCCAAAACCAACACCUUAUAUUCCACCAAUAAUAAUGAUACCACCAAUUCCCAAGACAUUACCACCUUUCACUUUUGUACCACGAAGUACACCAGCACCUACACCCUCUGAAAUAUAUCAUACAGUACCACAGGUAAUACCUCCUUUACCACCGUUGCCACACAGAACUCAACCUCCAACUCAUCCACCAGCACCACCAACACCACCACCAACACCACCACCAACACCACCACCAACACCACCACCAACACCACCACCAACACCACCACCAACACCACCACCAACACCACCACCAACACCACCACCAACACCACCACCAACACCACCACCUACACAUCCACCAACUCUACCACCAACUCCGCCACCAACUCCGCCACCAACUUCGCCACCAACUUCGCCACCAACUCCGCCACCAACUCCGCCACCAACUCCGCCACCAACUCCGCCACCAACUCCGCCACCAACUCCGCCACCAACUCCGCCACCAACUCAAGCACCUACUCCUCCACCAACACAACCACCGACACCUACACCUACUCAAACACCAACACCAACAUUUCAUGUUCAAAGACCGCCUAUGUCUCCAAAUCCAACUGUAUUUUCGGAGCCAUCUGAUAAUAAUGUUGUCAAUCUUGAAGGUAUUUCUAUUUUUGACCAUCAACCAGCAGCGGUUUCUGCUUCACAUUCCAAACCGCCUAGCCAAAGUGAAAUGCCUAUUGUUAUGACAACAGGUUUAAUUCAAAAUAUUGGUGAUAAUCCAACUACAAAAGAACCAUAUAAUGUAGCUCAGAUCUCAACAGUUAAUUUGACAGUAGCACCAUCCUUAUCAGGUAGUGGUUCCCCCGAGGUUAUUCAUGAUGAUACUACUUCAAAUCAACAACAGACAUCAAGUUUACAAUCAUCUUCUCCCCUUCAUGCUCCCCAACCAAAGAAUCCAUAUAAUAAUAAUGGCCAAAUCAAUCAAAUUUAUCCUACAGCAACACCUGACUCUACCAUAGCAACUUCCCCAAAGACAACGAGUUCUCCAAUUUUCUCACCAAAUACCAACGAAAAUGGAAAUUUACAACCAAUAACUUCAAUUGGUUCCAACACAGAUACACAUUUACCAAACAUCAAGUCAAAUCAAACAUCAACACCAAAAAGGCCGGAAACUUUGACUAAUCAAUCACCUACUGUCAUUACACAACAGCCUGAUACUGCUAUUAAUAUCUCCAAUCAAUCAAAUAGCGCAUCACCAUUAAAUCAAUCACCAACAUCGAGUAAUAAUAAUCUCACAAGACCAUUUACCAGUCCAGAUUUUACUACCUCAACACAAGAAACAAUACAUGCACCAGAAGACACAUCAGAACCAACACCUCAUACACCAAUUCGUUCAAUUCCAGUUAAUUCUCCUCCACCAAGUGAAGUUCAAAUCCAUGUUGGUUCGGAGCAAAUCCUCACAUCUAAUGUAUACAUCAUUCCAACCUUUACACCCAAACCAGCCAAUAAUGAUUCAUCAGAGUUUGGAAUUUUUGACUUUGACUUUGAAAACAUCUUUCAUACAAAACAAAAUGAAACAUCAUCAAGCCCUAUAUCACCACCUGCUGCUACAACUGGUCAUCUUACCGAACCACCUAUUCCUCCAAAUAAGCAUUUUCCUCGAACCAGUGAUGUUCAACAAUCUAAUAGUCCAAUAGAUUACAAUUCAAUAACAACUUCUACACCUUUCACAAUUGGAGAUGUAGUUACAGAGAAUCAACCUAGAUUACCAAGAUUAACAACUUUAUCAGAAACAUUAACUGCAACUACAGCAACAAAUGGAAUAACUACUACAUUUAUAGAUUUAACAUCUUCUAUUUUAUCAACUUCAACAGCAAUAGCUACAAAUGGAUAUCCUAAAGAACCAUUAUCUUCACAAACUUCAAGUUUUAAACCAACAUCACAUUCAAUUUCAACGUACAUGACUGCUGCAAGUACAACAACAACAGAAAUUUAUACAAAUCAUCAAGAUGAAUCACUAUCAAAGGUUCCUCAAAGUCCAAAAUCAACUACAGGUACAACAUAUGCAUUGUCUGAAACAUUAAAAUCUACAUCAACAAUAUUUCCAGCAAUUCAAUCAUCUACUUAUACAUCAUCCAUUCCUAAUCAAUCAAAUACUCCAAGAUUCUCUCCAAUUCCACCACCUUUUACAUCUGUCGUUACAACCUCUGAUUCUUUUACAACAGCAACCAUAGGUUCAAGUCAAACGCCAAAUCCAUCAAUAUCAUAUAAUCCAGAUGAAACACUUUCUUCUGUUCCAAAGCAACCAAAAGUACCAUUAACUAUCUCAAACUUAGUAUCAACAGUGUCAACUACAGUUUUACCUGCAUCUUCAGAUAUUGCGUCCAUCUCCACCACAGCAUAUCAAACAACAAAUAUACCAAAGUUUUCCACUGAUAUUAUCACAAGUUUACCAAAUCCAAAAGCAACUGAUACAUUAACUACAAGUUCAAGUACAGCACUCCCCAAUACAAAUAAUCCAGAUGAAUCUCUUUCCUUUGUUCCACAGAUACCAAAAGUACCAUCAACUUCAACAACAACUCCUAAUAAUCGUUUGACUACUGGUACAACUUUUGUACAAACUAAUCCUACAACAAGCAAUAUCUAUCAAAGUGAAACACAAUCUCAGGCACCAAAACAACCAAAUGGAUCUUUGCCACCAAACAUAGUUGAUGGAAUAGCAAAAACAUCAAUACCGAGUACUCUCUCAACUUUAUCUGUUUCAUACAAUCUAGAUGAAACACUUUCAUAUGUUCCUCAACAACCAAAGGUUCCAUCAACACUUUCCAGUCCUGUUAAACCAACCACCACAAUUUCAACUACUGUUUUACCAUCUUCAGAUCAAACUGCUGUUGCAACGACAAUGACAACAAGUUUAACAACAGGUCCACAAACACCAUCACCUUCAAUCCAAACACCACCAAAAACACCACCACAACCAACAAAUUCAAUUUCAUCUUCUUCACCGUCAUCAUUGUCUUAUAAUCCAGAUGAAUCACUUUCCUAUGCUCCACAACCAAAAUUACCCUCAACACUCUCCAGUCACGUGAAUCCAACUACAACCAUGUCAACCACAUUAUUACCAACAACAUCAUCUCAAACAUCGACAACAAUAUCUUCUGCCAAUGGUUUUAUGACAACCGUACAAACACCAUCUCCAAAUUCAUUACCACCACAACAUCAAACAACAAACGCACCAUCAUCAAUAUCCACAACAUUAACAUCAUCGUCGGUUUCUUACAAUCCAGAUGAAACACUUUCAUUUACUCCUCAACAACCAAAAGUACCAUCAACACUUUCCAGUUCUGUCAAACCAACCACCACAAUGUCAACAACUAUUUUACCAUUACCGUCAGAUCAAACUGCUGUUGCAACAACAAUGACAGCAGGUUUAACAACAGGCCCACAAACACCAUCACCUUCAAUUCAAACAUCACCAGAAACACCACAACCAACAAAUUCAAUUUCAUCGACUUCAUCAUUGUCUUAUAAUCCAGAUGAAACCCUUUCCUAUGCUCCACAACAACCAAAAUUCCAUCAACACUUUCCAGUCCUGUGA